Messenger RNA from Mesorhabditis spiculigera, 1017 nucleotides. The record is from the annotation of a GenBank genome assembly. NCBI's taxonomy places the organism in Eukaryota, Metazoa, Nematoda, Chromadorea, Rhabditida, Rhabditidae.
AUGCGUACAAUUCGCUCAAUUGACUGCCGGACGUGCACGCAAACGCAACACGUCAACUGCGGUGGGACGCGUCGCGUGCUGUGCGUUGAGGAGGAUAUGGUGGAGAAACACGAUGAAAUGGAAGGGAAUUGCUCAUUGACAGAUUGCCCGGGGCUACCGUAUCACCAUCCGUGUCGAGGCGUCAAUCGUACGCAAUGCUACCCGUACGCCCGGAUUCUGAAUAUCACCGAGGAGGGAAGAUGUAUUGUUGAUGGAAUCGACGCUGAGGGUGCUCAUCCAAACUUCGUCACCCACGACCAGCAGGAUCCGGUUGAUCUGACCACGCUGGCCUUGCGCGUCAUCAUCUUCACCGCCCUCAUCAUCUGCAUUGUUUGGCGUGACAAAGAGGGUGAGGCCAACCCGACGAAGGCCAAUCAUCGGGGCGCCCGGCCGCGGCAGGACCCGGUGGAGACAGGCCCCGCCACCCCUCAGACGCCAUUGAGUCGAAAGAGUACGACGACGGCCCGCAGCGACACCUCAUCCAAGAAGGCCACCAGUGCCAGCGAUGAGUCGCCGAUGAUGGAGACGUUAGAUGUGCCGAGGGGAGACAUCGAGCCACUCGCCCCUAGAUGCCACACUUGCCGCAACCCGCUCCGCGACGCUGCUGGGGAUAUGACCCCGUCGGUAUUCGUCGGCGGGUUCUUCUACCAUCAGAAAUGCAUGGGAUGUCGUGUCUGCAGGGCCAAACUCGAUGGAAACGCCUUUAGGCAAUUGAAUGAUGAGCUGCUGUGUCUGGACUGCUAUCAGUUGUCGACACAUCCCGCAUGUUCGGGAUGUGGAGGAAUUCUGAGGGAGAGGGCCAGCUGGGCACUUGGACUGAUGUGGCAUCAGGGAUGCUUCAGAUGUGCUCGUUGUCAUCUUGGAAUGCCUGCCAAUGAAUGGGUGAACAUGAAUGGUGUCCCAUUCUGCGAGAAUUGUGCCUGGAUGUGUACCCUCGAGGGCUCCAUCCCUCCCAAGCCCAAGCCCACCCAAGCCGCU